AUGGUAACGAAAACAGAGGAAUCGCAAUUGAACAAUCUAGAAAUUCAGGUCGAUAAUGGCGGUGGAGGAGCUUGGGAGUAUCUUUCACUCGUCAGGAAACUUAAGGUUCGCCGUUCUGAUAAAGUCCUCAAGCACGGUUUGUCCAUCUUGAAUGAUUCAAAACUCCGAUCCAAUCUCGGUCCUGAAGAAUGGACUUUGUAUGAACAGGUUGCAGUUGCGGCUAUGGAUUGUCAAAGUCUUGAUGUUGCUCAGGACUGUACAAAGGUUCUUCGAAAGAGGUUUCCAGAGAGCAAAAGAGUUGGCAGGCUGGAGGCAAUGUUGCUUGAAGCAAAAGGGUCAUGGGAAAUGGCAGAAAAGGCUUACACAAGCCUUUUAGAGGAUAACCCUCUUGAUCAAGCCAUCCAUAAGAGGAGGGUGGCUAUGGCAAAGGCACAAGGCAAUACUUCUGGGGCUAUUGAAUGGCUUAAUAAAUAUCUGGAAAUAUUCAUGGCAGAUCAUGAUGCAUGGAGGGAAUUGGCUGAAGUAUACUUAUCCUUGCAAAUGUAUAAACAAGCAGCAUUUUGCUACGAGGAAGUGAUAUUAGCUCAACCAACUGUUCCACUCUAUCACUUAGCAUAUGCUGAUGUACUUUAUACGCUAGGUGGAUUAGAAAAUGUCCAAACUGCCAAGAAAUACUAUGCAUCCACUAUUGACUUAACUGGAGGCAAGAAUACCAGAGCACUCUUUGGUGUAUGCUUGUGCACUUCUGCCAUUGCGCAACUUACAAAAGGCAAGAACAAAGAAGAUAAAGAAGGAUCACAGUUACAAUCUCUAGCAGCCAAAGCGUUGGAGAAGGAUUACAAGCAGAGAGCUCCUGACAAGCUCUCUCAACUUACAACUGCCUUGAAGACUUUAACAUUGUCUUCGUGA
Molecule: messenger RNA, 909 nt
Organism: Lathyrus sativus (Indian pea)
Lineage: Eukaryota; Viridiplantae; Streptophyta; Magnoliopsida; Fabales; Fabaceae
Source: the annotation of a GenBank genome assembly